UGGUUCCUGAAGCAACCUUUUGGAGUUUUGCUUGCACCCUGGCGUCUCGGGAAUUGGCAUUCAUGUUGCGACAGCAAAAUCCUCGAGCUGCAAAAUGAAUAUGGCACUUGGGACGAGGCGUACAAACGGUGCUGCUCCCUUGGAAUGGACCUCCUUUCUGUCCACAAUCCAGCCAAGCAAUACUGCUUGGGAAAUCCUUACAAAAAUAGCAACCCGAACGAGAAAGGGUAUCUUCCUUUUCGGUCAGAGGCGUGGACGGCUGGGCGGGAUAUCGAGUCCUGCCGCGGACAAUUGCGAUGGUGCACCGGCUACCUGAACGACUACCUUAAAAGUGACCUGACCUGGAAAAAGGGCCAUGAUCCUAGAUUUGCAAACAACUCGUGCGUCUACGUCGAUUUUGGCGAUCCAGUUGAGCCCAGUCUGGCGCUGGCAGAUUGCUCAGAAAAGAAACAAAUCAUCUGCGAGGCGCCAAUGGGAGUCGGCUUCAAAUCGCAGAUGCAUUAUCACCCUUGCAGGAGAAAUUUCAAAGUUAAAGAAAGCGAAGCCGAGAAAAUUUGGAACACCGGCGAUUUGAGCCGCAUCAGUUACGCAAUUAAAAAAAUGAUUCAAUGCCUAGCAGAGCACAUAGGACUGGUGUACAACUCGACAAAAAUCAACUUGCACGUUUAUAUGAAAAUGGUGUCCAGAAUGCUGGAUUCCCUCGAAAAGGCCAUAUUGAACAAAACGAUGUCGUACAAAACGUCGUUGCCAUCGUCGAUCCGAGCCCGUUACGGUGAGAAGAAGAGCAAAAUAUUCGAGGAUGACUUGAUUGCUGCUGGGGCGGACCUAUUAUUGUCAAGCCACUUUGAUUUUGCCACCGAAAUGAUGAACAAACUCGACGAAUGCAGAGCAAUCAAAAACAAAAACGAGGAAACAUUCGCGUUUGACUUCCUGGCGUGUCUCCUUCAGUCCAAGGUGUUGGACCGCUUCUGGAAAUUUUAUGAUUUCAACCUUGAACAAAGCAGUGUGAUUCCCGUGGACCACGAUCUAAACUCACCGUGCAUGACGUUUGAUAAUUUUUUGAUAUAUAAUCCGUCUUUAUGCAUUCCAGCCGAUGGUUUGCUUCCGCUAACUGAAUAUGGGCCUUUUAUUACCCUGAAACCGAUCAACAUAAAAAUGCUGAAAACGUCAUCUUUCACCGCGUGUUUGGAGAGGAAUGGCUCGCUUCCUUACGCGGAAACCAAGCAGGAUUUUGAAACGAUCUACAAUUAUAUCAGAAGAGUGAAUCCGACGCUGACGAUAAUCUGGGACCAAGGCUUUUACGACAAGCUGAACGAUAAAUUCAUGUGGUGCCGCAGUCAUGAUUUCAUCCCCUUUGGACCCGAGGCAAAUAUUCCGAUCCCUGUCGCCGUGAACGCGACGAUCAAAGAGGACUUCGUGAUGCUGGUCUCGCUGCCGGGUGCGACGCCAAAUCUGCACGCCGUCCCCGCCACCGAGCAGCUCAAGUACCAAACCUCAGUCUUUUGUCGCUUCCAAGAUUACGUCACGAACGAGUGCUCAACCAACGAGUGAGCCAAAGACGUGGGAGUACUACAUGCUUUUAAAUUAUCCGAUUUGGGAAUUCAAUUGUUAUAGCAUUAAGUUUUUUCCGGCAAUCCAAAUAUGUCUUUUGAAUACUUCUCUUUAAUCAUUUGCACAAUUUUGGAUCCUAAAACCGUGGUUAUUAAUCAAAAUUCACGAGUAAACAUCUGAUGUAAAUUAACUAUUCAAAAUAGUAAUAACUAAUCUAGAAAAAAAUGGUUUCACGGAUAAUUUGAUUUGCCUCUGAUUGUUAUUAAA
Messenger RNA from Cloeon dipterum, 1818 nucleotides. RefSeq lists its product as uncharacterized. Gene Ontology annotation, molecular function: odorant binding. Bases 145 to 1551 code for a protein of 468 amino acids. Lineage: Eukaryota; Metazoa; Arthropoda; Insecta; Ephemeroptera; Baetidae. The record is from RefSeq and is a predicted model, not a curated record. The transcript is spliced from 14 exons.